AUGGUCUCCUCAAGCAUCUCAACCGUCGAUCUCUCUCCUUUCUUCAAUGAGGAAGGUGAUGAGCAUGGAAAAAAGGAGGCAAUAGAGAAAAUAACCAAGGCUUGCUCUGAGCAUGGCUUCUUCAAUAUAAUGAACCAUGGCAUACCCACUGAUCUUAUGAAUAAAGCCCUCCAACUCUCCAAGACAUUCUUUCAAUACCCACCUGAAGAGAAGCUCAAGUUGAGUCCUGCGCCAGGUGACUGUCAGAUUCCUGUUGGCUACAACAUACAACCAGAUCACUCGGUGGAUAAGAAUGAGUACUUCCUCGUGUUCCAACCGGGGUCAAGCAUGAAUGUGUACCCUGAAAAUCUACCUGAACUCAGGAGUGUGAUGGAAGAUCUCUAUUCUCGCUUUGUUGGAAUUGGUUCUCUUUUGGAAAGCAUCAUAAAUGACUGCUUGGGGCUCCCUCCGAAUUUCCUUAAAGAGUACAAUAAUGAACGGGACUGGGAUUUCAUGGCGGCGUUCCACUAUCUCCCUGCGACAGAGAGUGAGGCAAACGGAAUCACGGAGCAUGAAGAUGGGAACUGCAUCACCUUCGUGUUCCAGGAUGAAGUUGGAGGCCUCGAAGUUCGCAAGGAUGGGGAGUGGAUUCCCGUUGUUCCCGUGGAAGGCCAGAUUGUGGUCAACGUGGCUGAUUUCAUUCAGGUGCUGAGCAACAAAAAGUUCAAGAGUGCCACUCACAGAGUGGUGAGAUCGAAAGGAAGAAGCCGUUACUCAUACGGCUUCUUCUAUAAUUUGCAUUGGGACAAAUGGGUGGAGCCGCUGCCACAGUUUACCACGGAGAUAGGAGAGCCGCCCAAGUACAAAAGAUUCCUAGUCAAGGAGUACCAGAAGAUGAGGAUGAGGAACAAGCUUGAUCCGCCAGCUAGACCGGAAGAUGAGAUUGGCAUCACUUACUAUGCCAUUAAUACUUAG
Molecule: messenger RNA, 954 nt
Organism: Eucalyptus grandis
Lineage: Eukaryota; Viridiplantae; Streptophyta; Magnoliopsida; Myrtales; Myrtaceae
Product: flavonol synthase/flavanone 3-hydroxylase-like
Exons: 3
Coding region: 1-954 (317 amino acids)
Molecular function (GO): dioxygenase activity
Source: RefSeq, a predicted model, not a curated record